GACUAGUUAUAUGUUGAUUGUCAAACAUUUAAACGCGUUUUGUGUUCAGAAUAUUAAUACUAACCGUACUCAAUAAGAAGGUUAUUUGAUUAUAUAUUGAAACGCACCUCUAUUGUAUGCGCAAUGGUUUGGUCUGUAGUAGGUGGGACUCAGGAGUGGUCAGCAGGACGUCGUAGAUCAAUGAACUGAACUGAGUUUUGAUGCCUGGGUUGGACGACACUUUGGUGGGAUUAAACCAUAUAACCUACGCAGUGUAGCCUAUGUUAGGUAGCCUACGGAUGUGACAACGCGACAAGGACAUUUGAAUCAGGAUCGAAAACGGAGUUUAUUUCAAACCCGGUCGAUAUGCGGAUUUUUUCCAAAUAAACCCACUGGCUUUUAAUAAACGGGUCUGCAUGUAGCUGAAUUUUUGUGGGGAAACAAGCUUUUUAUCUCGGAAUAACUGGAAUAGGCUAUCCAGGAUGAUCUUUGCAAACACUGCCAACCCGUUGAAGAGCACAUAUCGGAAGCAGUCGUACCCCAUGGCUCCAGCCAGCCCCAGCACGGUGAGCACCAGCAGCAACAGCAGCACCACAGGAUGGGACCAGCUCAGCAAAACGAACCUGUACAUCCGCGGCCUGCCUCCAGCAACCACUGACCUGGACCUGGUCAAGCUCUGCCAGCCAUACGGCAAGAUCGUGUCGGCAAAGGCCAUCCUCGAUAAAACAACAAACAAAUGUAAAGGGUAUGGAUUUGUGGACUUUGACAGCCCUGCAGCAGCCCAGAAGGCGGUCCAUGCCCUAAAGACCAGUGGGAUACAAGCCCAGAUGGCUAAGCAGCAACAGGAGCAGGACCCCACCAACCUGUACAUCUCCAACCUGCCUGUGUCUGUAGACGAGCAGGAGCUGGAGGGGCUGCUGAGGCCUUUUGGACAGGUCAUCUCCACCCGCGUCCUCAGAGACUACAGCGGGGCCAGCAGAGGGGUCGGCUUCGCCAGGAUGGAGUCCAAGGAGAUGUGUAACUCAGCCAUAGCCCACUUCAAUGGGAAGUUUAUCAAGACGGCGCCUGGAACUAUGGCUCCCUCUGAGCCCCUGCUGUGUAAGUUUGCCGAUGGUCAGAGGAAGAGGCACAGCCACAGUCCAUACAUCCCCAGCGGUCGCACUUGGCCCCGAGAGGGAGAGCUCAGACUUGGCGGGAUGACUCUCACCUACGACCCCACCUCAGCUGCUAUGCAGAACGGCUAUUAUGCCUCUCCCUACACCCUAACAGCCAAUAGAAUGAUGGCUCAGCAAGCCAUGUCUCCCUACAUGUCUCCUGUCACCUCCUACCAGGUACAGAAUCCUUCCUGGAUGGCCCACCAGCCUUACAUCAUGCAACACCCACAGGCUGUAAUGUCGCCCUCUGUGGACCACACCAUGACAAUGCAGCCCACCGCCGUCAUGACACAGCAGAUGGGCCAUCUCUCAUUGGGCAGCAGUGGAGCGCAGUAUAUUUCAGCCAACGCUGCAGUCCAGGCAGCCUAUAUGCCUCAGUACGCCCACAUGCAGCAGACAGCCGUAAGUUCCGAGUUUUUCCCUCUUCAGGAAAAUGGUUCACAGCAACAAGUGGAUUCGUCCAAUAAUUCGUCUCCCUACAGUCAACAGAGCAAGUAACGAUAAGGUGACUUCUGUGAGCAGUAAUGGAUGCUGUGGGCGCUGACUCAUGAUGUCACAGUCACAGCCUCUCCUGAUUGGACCAGACCAGACUUCAGUAAGAACUCUUUUGCACAGCUUCAACCAAACAACUGUGUAUGAUGGAACCAACAGCAAUGAUACUAUGGUGUGUAAAACGAAGACAGAGGUGUAAAAAUGGACAAAACCAACAAUUAUCCCCCCUUCAAAACAGGAAGAAAUGUUUUAUUUUGAUAAACGAAAAGACGUGUAUUUUUUACCACGGAUUCUCCAAGUGGAUGCAAUGGGACAAGUAGCCUACAGCGUGAUGUUAAAAGAUGCAUGAGAUUGAUUCUUUUUUUUGUGGAAUCUGUUGACUUAAGGAAAAAGAGACUUCCAAUGGGUUUUAUAGGUAGUUUAUGAGCCAAGAUAUAUGAUGAAAAAAAUGUUGCUUGCAAAAAGUGUUCAUUUGGUGAGGUGUUACUGGUUUUUAUUUUUGGUCUUUAUAAGAUAUUAUCAUUCAAUUAGGCUUCUAGGGUUAAUGUCUGACAUGAUUUUCUGUAUCAGAUUAAAUAUGUAGAAUUGGCCGUUUGGCAGCUGUCAAUCAAUCUAUGAAUAGAGAACUGAUAGAGAAGCUAAAGAAGCAAAUGUUUUGCCAAAUAGAUGAUGGGUUGGAUAAUGUGCCUUCCGCUAACAUCAUAACAGUCAUUUUUCAUAGCCUGGCAGAAUCCGAACUGAUUCCCUAACGUUUCACUGUUUCACUUCAUGGUGAUCACAGUAUUCAGUCUGGUCUAACCAGGCUACAUUAAAAAGAACAGCCACUCUUAAUUAUAACUCCUGUCAGUCCAUAGUAAGGUCUCUUUAGACUUUGACAGCGUAGGUGUCUUGUUUUGUCAUAUUUCACACACAGCCAAGGAUGUUGACCUCCAUCAAAUGCUACGCCUACUGAUCUCAUCUCCCUAAUUAAGACAAUAUAGCCUACAAUUGAAAUAAAAAACAAAAGUAGAUUUAAAAGAAAUGCAAGCUUGAAAUUGUGAGGUAACGUCAAGGCGGCUGGAUUUUUUUCUCUGCUAUUUUUUACUUCAACAGACACAGUAAUAUUAAUAGAAAAUGUCUAACUUUAAUGAUGAAAUUACAAUCUGUUUUUACUUUACGCUAAAUUGACGUGGUUGUCUUUAAAGAAAAUGACAUUUUUUGCUCUAAUGGUUAUCUUGACCAUGCGUGGUCAUGUGUGACUGGUUUUAUCUACCUCAGAGUUCUGUCUGGGCUGGUACGGCUGGGUUUGCAGGUCCAGCCCGCCUCACCAGAGAAGAACACAAAAGCGACGGACCAAAUUGCACCAUUUUCCUUAUGUAGUGCAUUACUUUUGACCCAUAGGCUUCUCACAUAGGGCUAUGUUCAAAACAUAGACUUAGAUAGACAUCACAUCAUUGUAUUUAUCCCAUUAUGGCGUCUGUGAGAGCACGGGCAGCUCCAUUGAAGCAAUCUCCAUUUUGACAGUACAUUUCUACUACUACUUCUGAGUUGGUAAACAAACUGAAAGGGUGCCUACUGCCAUCUGUGUUGUUUGAACAGGUAUAAAGAUAAGGUUGGUGAUAUACUGCCACCUGUAGUUAUGGAAUAUUUACUCACAAUUAUAAUUCAUUGGCUGAUACCUCGUGGUGACCUGGAUGGAAUUAUGUGAUCCUUCCUUAAAAGGAUACUUCGGGAUUUUGGCAGUGAUGCCCUUUAUCUACUAGCAUGCUAGCAGAUACCGAUAGACUUCCUUUCCAGUCAUUGCGCUAACACUAGUUAGCAUUGGCUCGCGAAACUACCUCUAACUUCAAUGAUACUGGACACAGAGACAUAAAAAUGGUAUCCACAAAUUCAUUUGACUCUGGAGUUGUAGAUAAAGGGCCUCAUUGCAAAAAUCCUGAAGUAUCCCUUUAACCCAUUGGAAGUCCCACCCAGUUGACUACUUCAAAAUGGGGAAAGUCCUCGAUGGCGCUGCCAAGCCAAUAGGCUUCUGGGCACUAGAGUCCUCUAUGUAUCUCUAUGGGUCAAAAGUGUUGCACUCUAAAGGAAAUAGGAUGUGAUUUGGAAUGCACCCAAAGCCAAGCUCAGGAGCUGGCCAAUAGCAAUUUUUACAAUUCUUCCUCCUACUACUCUGUCCUCAAAUAAAAAAAACAUUCUGUUUUGUUUAGUAUAGUAUCAUGCUGAAUCUUGUUUUUGUUGUGUUUUUCCGAUAUGAACAUUAUUACAGGUAGAAUAUGGUUUUAGCUCCGCCUUAGUUUUGGAGUCUCUUAAAAGAAAAACCAAGUGCUGCUUGUCGAACAGAUGUUCCAAUAGGCUGGGGAAUGAGGCGAUUUUUUUAUUAUUUUUUAUUAGAGGAAUGCAAACCCACCACGUGGUAGUGUAGGCGACUAGACUUGAUCUAUUCUUCCCUUGAAACACACACACACCUUCGCUGUAUGGGACUUUGUGUUGGCAGUUAAUCUGGUGAGGGGGGGUUGCAGAAGUCUGAAAGAUGGAAGUUUAAAUUGCAACCAUACUAUUUGUAGUCUUGCAUAGCUAGCGAUGUCUGAACCAAGUGCAAUUCUAUGUCUGGAUCAAUAGGCUAGUUGUACAGCAAAUUCCACCAACACUUGUGUGAUAUAGACUGGCUGAUGACGAUAAAUAAAAUGAAAUAGUAGUAAUUUAUGCAGAAAGAUAGAUUUGUUUGUUUUACAUGUCCGGGUGAUGAUGCUGCUGUGUAUCAUCAGUUAGAAAAAGAAAAAUACGCUCAUUUUGUAUUUUUGUUUCUUUGUGUAUGUUACAGCCAUUGUUUCACCAGAUUGUUCUACCAAUCUUAUCCUUGUGCUUUCCUUUAUAAAAACAUUUGAAUAAAAACCCACCAUGAAUCAGCCCUA
Messenger RNA from Oncorhynchus keta (chum salmon), 4516 nucleotides. Its product is annotated as RNA-binding motif, single-stranded-interacting protein 1-like. The transcript has 13 exons. Bases 462 to 1631 code for a protein of 389 amino acids. The record is from RefSeq and is a predicted model, not a curated record. Gene Ontology annotation, molecular function: poly(U) RNA binding; mRNA 3'-UTR binding; poly(A) binding. Lineage: Eukaryota; Metazoa; Chordata; Actinopteri; Salmoniformes; Salmonidae. Gene Ontology annotation, cellular component: ribonucleoprotein complex; cytosol; nucleus.